This is a messenger RNA of Salvelinus namaycush (lake trout), 4629 nucleotides long. Its product is annotated as adhesion G protein-coupled receptor L1-like. Lineage: Eukaryota; Metazoa; Chordata; Actinopteri; Salmoniformes; Salmonidae. Bases 1 to 4629 code for a protein of 1542 amino acids. Gene Ontology annotation, molecular function: carbohydrate binding; latrotoxin receptor activity; G protein-coupled receptor activity. Gene Ontology annotation, biological process: adenylate cyclase-activating G protein-coupled receptor signaling pathway; cell surface receptor signaling pathway; heterophilic cell-cell adhesion. Gene Ontology annotation, cellular component: postsynaptic density; presynaptic membrane; axon. The record is from RefSeq and is a predicted model, not a curated record. The transcript is spliced from 24 exons.
AUGCUGUACUGUAAUGAAAACUUGGACCCAGCCAGAGAUAGAGAAGUGGCUGACAGGAAGAAGAGUGGCUGUGAGAGGGAGAGGAGUACGUAUGCGUGGUGGAAGAAGACUGAGAGGAAGAUCAAGAGCUCUCUGAGUCGGUCAGCGAUGCCCUUCGGCCUGAUGCGUAGAGAGCUGGCGUGCGAGGGAUACCCCAUCGAGCUGCGCUGCCCUGGCAGUGAUGUCAUCAUGAUUGAGACGGCCAACUACGGCCGCACGGACGACAAGAUCUGUGACGCUGACCCCUUCCAAAUGGAGAACGUGCAGUGUUACCUGCCUGACGCCUUCAAGAUCAUGUCACAGAGGUGUAAUAACCGUACCCAGUGUGUGGUGGUGGCAGGGUCCGAUGUGUUCCCAGACCCCUGCCCAGGGACCUACAAGUACCUGGAGAUACAGUAUGAGUGUGUCCCCUACAAAGUGGAUCAAAAAGUCUUUGUGUGUCCGGGCACACUGCUGCGGGUACAGGCGGCCAGCUCGCUGCAGGAGGCGGAGCAUCAGUCGGGGGCAUGGUGUAAGGACCCCCUGCAGUCAGGUGACCGGCUCUAUGUUAUGCCUUGGACUCCCUACCGCACCGACAUGCUGUAUGAGUACGCCUCCUGGGACGACUUCAGACAGAACCGAGCCACCACCACCUACAAGUUGCCGAACCGUGUUGAUGGCACAGGCUUCGUGGUAUACGACGGCGCAGUGUUCUACAAUAAGGAGCGCACACGCAACAUGGUCAAGUAUGACCUGCGCACACGCAUCAAGAGCGGCGAGGCCAUUAUCGCCAACGCCAACUACCACGACACAUCGCCCUACCGCUGGGGUGGGAAGAGCGACAUCGACCUGGCGGUGGACGAGAACGGGCUGUGGGUCAUCUACGCCACAGAGUCCAACAACGGACGACUGGUGGUCAGCCAGGUGAACCCGUACACCCUGCGCUUCGAGGGCACCUGGGAGACCAGCUUCGACAAGAGGCUGGCGUCCAACGCCUUCAUGGCGUGCGGCGUGCUCUACGCCGUGCGCAGCGUCUACCAGGACGACGACAGCGAGGCCGGCGGGGACCUGAUCCUUUACGCCUACAACACGAACCGAGCCCGGGAGGAGCCCGUCCACAUCCCCUUCCCUAACCCCUACCAGUACGUCUCCUCUGUGGACUAUAACCCCAGAGACAACCAGCUCUACAUCUGGAACAACUAUAAUGUUCUGAGAUACCCGCUGGAGUUCGGACCACCGGACCCCACCACUGGUGAGUCAACGCAGAGCCCUUUGACGACCACUCAGGUGACCAGCACCACUCCAGCCCAACCUUUCACCUCCAGUUCUAGCCCUGCUACCACCCGCCCCCUGGCCCCCACUUCUCACCCCAUUGGCGCUAUCAACAAGGGCCCUGACCUGCGGCCAAUCACAGCCACCGUACCAGUCACCAGGCGGCCUCCCCGCCCACCCGUCCAGGGCCCAGAGCCCCAGGUGUGUGAGUCCAGAGUGGCCAGAGGGGUGCAGUGGCCCUCCACCCAGAGAGGAGAGACUGUGGACCGUCCCUGUCCUAAAGGAUCACUAGGCAUCGCAUCGUUCCAGUGCUUGGCGGCUCCGGUCAUGUGGAACCCUCGGGGCCCUGACCUCAGUAACUGCACCUCUCCCUGGGUCAACCAGGUAGCCCAGAAGAUAAAGAGUGGUGAGAAUGCUGCCAACAUAGCUGGGGAGUUGGUGAACCACACACGGGGGCGGAUCCACGCUGGUGAUGUCAGCUCGUCAGUGCGUCUGAUGGAACAGCUGCUGGACAUACUGGAUGCCCAGCUUCAGGCCCUGCGGCCCGGCAACAAGGAGUCAGCCGCACGCAACUACAACAAGCUCCAGAAGAGAGAGCGGACCUGUCGGGCUUACAUCCAGGCGGUAGUGCAGACAGUGGACAACCUGCUGCGUACAGAGGCCCUGGAGUCGUGGCAGGACAUGAACACUACGGAGCAGGCCCACACCGCCACCAUGCUAUUGGACGUCCUGGAGAAAGGAGCCUUUCUAUUGGCCAACAACAUGUACGGCAACCGCUUCACCGACCGGGCCCCCAAUAUCGAUCUGGAGGUGCACGUGUUGAACACAGAGAUGGACCUUCAGGACCUGUCCUUUCCUCAGAACUACGUGAGCGACAGCACCAUCCAGCUCUCCGCCUCCACCAUCAAACAGUACAGCCGCAAUGGCCAAGUCAAGGUAGUGUUUGUUCUUUAUAAGAACUUGGGCUCCUUCCUGUCUACGGAGAACGCCACGGUGAAGAUGGAGCUGGAGGCGGCACCGGGGGAGCGGGGCUUGGCGGUCAACUCCCACGUCAUCGCCGCCUCCAUCAAUAAAGAGUCCAGCAGAGUGUUCCUCACUGAGCCGGUGGUGUUCACACUCAAACACUUACAGUUGGAGAACCACUUCAGUCCCAACUGUUCGUUCUGGAAUUACUCUGAGCGGUCGAUGACAGGCCAGUGGUCGUCUCAGGGCUGUAGACUGCUGGACACCAACAGCACACACACCACCUGCUCCUGUUCCCACCUCACCAACUUUGCUGUGCUCAUGGCCCACCACCAGCCUGAUUACCCUGGGAGGAUGCACGAGUUGAUCCUGUUUGUUAUCACCUGGGUGGGCAUAGUGAUCAGCCUGGUGUGCCUGGCUAUCUGCAUCUCUACCUUUUGCUUCCUGAGGGGCCUGCAGACCGACCGCAACACCAUCCACAAGAACCUCUGCAUCAACCUCUUCAUCGCAGAGCUCCUCUUCCUUAUCGGCAUCGACAAGACCCAGUACCACAUUGCCUGUCCGAUCUUUGCUGGGCUGCUUCACUUCUUCUUCCUGGCUGCAUUCUCCUGGAUGUGUCUGGAGGGGGUGCAGCUCUAUCUGUUGCUGGUGGAGGUGUUUGAGAGCGAGUACUCCCGCAAGAAGUACUACUACCUGUGUGGCUACUGCUUCCCAGCUCUGGUGGUGGGCAUCUCGGCAGCCAUAGACUACCGGAGCUAUGGGACCAAGAAAGCGUGCUGGUUGCGGGUGGAUAACUACUUCAUCUGGAGCUUCAUUGGCCCUGUUUCUUUUGUUAUUAUGCUGAACCUGGUGUUCCUCAUGAUCACCGUGCACAAGAUGACCCGCAACUCCUCUGCCCUAAAACCUGACUCCAGCCGCCUCGACAACAUCAAGUCAUGGGCUAUUGGGGCCAUCGCCCUGCUCUUCCUGCUUGGUCUGACCUGGUCCUUCGGCCUCCUCUUCAUCAACGAGAACACGGUCAUCAUGGCCUACCUCUUCACCACCUUCAACGCCUUCCAGGGCAUGUUCAUCUUCAUCUUCCACUGCGCCCUGCAGAAAAAGGUCCAUAAGGAGUACAGUAAGUGUCUGCGUCACUCGUACUGCUGCAGCCGUACCUCCACCACCAGCUCCCACGGCUCCCUGAAGAACUCUGCCCUGCGUGCCAACAACCGCUACUACACUGGCAACCAGAGUCGGAUCCGCAGGAUGUGGAACGACACGGUUCGGAAGCAGACGGAAUCUUCCUUCAUGGCGGGAGACAUCAACAGUACUCCUUCACUCAACCGUGCCACCAUGGGAAACCACCUCCUGACCAACCCAGUGUUACAGACCCGUACCGGCACCUCUCCCUACAACACCCUACUGGCUGAGAGCUUCACUCCCCCUUCUCCUGGGGUCUUCAACUCCACCGAGAACACUCUGUGUAAGGCCCGUGAACCAUGUGGUAUGGACACCCUGCCCCUCAAUGGUAACUUCAACAACAGCUACUCCCUCCGCAGCGUGGGGCCGGUGGGCGGCGGCGGGGGCAGCUGUGACUUCCUGGGCGGGGGCAUGGGGUGUGCAGACACCCCCCCUCCCCUCCUCAACCCCCGCGGGUCUGAGACCCUGGGCGGUGACGGAAUACGGCGCAACCUGUCUGACGCAGCUGCCUUCGAGAAGAUGAUCAUCUCUGAGCUGGUGCACAACAACCUGCGUGGGGGAGGAGCUGGGGGCGGGGAUAGGGUCUGUGGUAGUCUGGCGAGGGGCCCUCCUCACGGCGGAGUAGGCCGAGGCACGGGAGUAGCUGUGCCAGAGCCGAGCAUCAGCCUGGACGACGACGAGGACUUCCUGUCCAGAGAAGGCGGGCGCCAGAGGACGCCGCAGGAUGUGGAGCUGCUCUACAAAGCCCUGGAGGAGCCACUGCUGCUGCAGAGAGCCCAGUCUGUCCUUUACCAGUCUGACCCCGAGGAGUCAGAGAGCUACACGGCCGACCUCACAGAGAGCCUGGGCCACAGCGGCCACAGUGGGCACAGCGCCGGAGGUCAGGGGUCUGGGGGACAGGGGCCUGACUCUCCCGCCAGGGACUCCCUGUACACCAGCAUCACCAACCUACGAGACUCGCCCUACCCAGACAGUAGCCCCGAGCCCCUGGAGGUGGUGCCCCGCUCGGCCCAGCCCCCUGAGGAGCUCUAUUACAGCUCUGGGAGGCCCGCCCUGGGGUCUCGAGGAGCACCCAUGCAGACCUUCUACCAGGCCCCGCCCCCCAGGAGGCCCAGUAGGGAGGGGGAGGGGCAUCCCGGCCAGGAGCCCACCCACAGCGAGGGAGAUGGACAGAUGCAGCUGGUCACCAGCCUGUGA